AUGCCAAAAUCAAAGCGACCGCCAACUUCGGGUUAUGCCCGAAUAGCCCAAGCCGAGGAAGAAGACGACUCCGGCAGCGACUUCGAGGGCGACCACCACCAGAAUCCCCUGUCCAACGCGCAAUAUGCACCAAUACAACCGCAACGGAACUCGAAUAUGCGCAUGAAUGGCUCAGGCGCGAGUUCACCGAAUCACAGAAAGGGCCCGUCGGGGCGACGGCAACGUGCCAAUUCUGGCGUGGACAUAAAGGCCAUCAAUGCGCGAUUUGAGCGAUGGGCCGACGAGAUUGCGCAAAAGUUCAAGAUCAAGAAGCAGAAAGACUCGGCAGACGAGGAGGCGCUCGAGAUCCAUCACUCGGUCUUCCAGGCGCCAGACUGGGUGCGACCGGCAACAGCAGAGUCGCUCACAUUCGACUACGACGUGCCCUCCGACCGCUUGACGAAGCUCGAAUUCGACGAUAUCGUGGAAAGCGUCAGGACGGCCAUCGAGAUGGAUGUACAUCCCUUGUUGAUUACACAGGGCAGUUCAGGCAGCUACUUCGCGCGCACCACACAGGGCAAGGUGGUGGGCGUGUUCAAGCCUAAAGAUGAAGAGCCCUACGCGUCGCGCAACCCCAAAUGGACCAAGUGGAUACAUCGCAACUUGUUUCCGUUCUUCUUCGGUCGCGCCUGCCUUAUUCCCAACCUCUCCUACAUCUCCGAAGCCGCCGCAUACGUCCUCGAUACCCAGCUGCGCACCAACCUCGUACCCUACACCGACGUCGUCGGUCUGUCCUCGAAAUCCUUCCACUACGACUUUUGGGAUCGCCGCGCAUACUACAGGAAAAGGAAGCCAUUUCCCGAAAAGCUUGGGAGUUUCCAGGUGUUCCUGAAGGGCUUCAAAGACGCGAAUAUCUUCCUCAAGGAGAACCCGUGGCCAGAUCAGCAUAACACAAACCACAAUGCGGACAGGGCGGCACAGAAGAAGAAGCGGAGAUGGGCUGAAGACUGCAGACCGAAUGGUUCGCAGUCAGACGGCGAGGACGAGGACGAACAAUCUGGCAAUGGAGAUGCGCAGCAUCAACGGAGAGGCUUCUGGACGCCUGCGAUCCAACAGUCAUUCAGAGAGCAGUUGGAGAAACUGGUCAUCCUCGACUACAUCAUGCGGAACACCGACAGAGGCCUAGACAACUGGAUGAUCAAGAUUGACCAGAAGACGCAGCAGGCCUCCAUCGUCGCAGAACCGCCCAAGAUGGAGCGCGAUGAUGACGAGGGGGACCAUCAACCGAGCUCCUACACGAGGCAAUCGAUGGAGGAAUCUGACCCGUACGGGCGAAGGGAACCCAUGACCACGACUAGCCGGUCGAACACACCCAUGCAGAGUGGGCCGACACCCACAGUGACCAUCGGUGCCAUUGACAACAGUUUGUCGUGGCCCUGGAAGCACCCUGAUGCUUGGCGCAGCUAUCCCUUUGGAUGGCUCUUUCUACCCGUCUCGCUCAUCGGCCAGCCCUUCUCCGAAGCCACCCGCCGCCACUUCCUUCCCCUCCUCACCUCGAAACAAUGGUGGAGCGACACACAAUCGGCACUCCGAAAGUGCUUCUCACAAGAUGCCGAUUUCAAGGAGCGCAUGUAUGCGAAACAGAUCGCGGUCAUGAAGGGACAGGCUUGGAAUGUGGUGGAGACACUGAAGACACCGGAUCUUGGGCCGCUUGAGCUCACGAGAAGGGCACGUGUAUGUGUCUGGGAUGACAUUGUCGAGAUACCCAUCGCUGUGCCGCUGAGAGCUCCGUCUGCGGAGAUGCGGAGGAAACAGCCACCGGGCAGACAGCCAAGGGUGGAGGAAGAACAUGAAGAAAUGGAUAUCACAGCUGUCUCAACGCCGCCACAGAAGCCCCAGAAAGAUCUCCUCAUGAACUCGCCACCCCUCGAGUCCGCACACGAGAAUCGCUUCAACCUCACGCGCGGCUCAUCCUCUCUCGACGUACGACGUCCUGACCAAGGCCCAGAAUCACCAGCGACCGUAAGCGACGUGUACUGGGGUUCGCGCAAUUUGAACAGUCACUCAAAUGGCCGGCCUCCGCAUCAGUCACGCAUGAGUUACGAUGCGCCUCGCCGAAACACGCGCGACUCGCGACACCAUAGGCGACACUCCUUGACCCAUAGGAGGGACCUUGAUGAUUAUGGCUUUGACGACGACGGCGAUCUAGGAUACGCUGCAAACGAAGAUAUGGAAGGUAACAGGAAAAAGGUCAUCGUAGAACGUUUGGAGAUGGUCAAGGGGCGGAACCCGGUGUUUACCUGGUGUUGA
This is a messenger RNA of Alternaria hordeiaustralica, 2289 nucleotides long. RefSeq lists its product as uncharacterized. The transcript has 2 exons. Gene Ontology annotation, molecular function: 1-phosphatidylinositol 4-kinase activity. The record is from RefSeq and is a predicted model, not a curated record. Bases 1 to 2289 code for a protein of 762 amino acids. Gene Ontology annotation, cellular component: endosome; fungal-type vacuole membrane; lysosomal membrane. Lineage: Eukaryota; Fungi; Ascomycota; Dothideomycetes; Pleosporales; Pleosporaceae. Gene Ontology annotation, biological process: Golgi organization; endosome organization; phosphatidylinositol phosphate biosynthetic process.